AUGUCUGCGACGAACACGCCAACCACCCGCCGCCGCUCUCUGUCUACACGUCGCGGUUCCGUGACCGCGUCUGACCCGUAUGGCCAGCACGUACAUCUCAACCAUGAGCCUGGUCGUUCUACCUCUUGCAAGCUGUCCAUCGUGCGCGUGAUCUCGCCGCCUCCGGUACAGCUCGAGCAGCCUCCCGCGUCGCCCGGCCAUCGCCGGCACAUCCACCGCGAUAACCACCGUCGCACCGGCUCCGGUGGCCCAAACGCGCCAGGAGGCAGCCCUCGCAUGAGCUUCGCGUCGGCAUCAUUCGCUACGCCUGGCUCGCCUACCGCUCUGCGGCCAGCCAGUCCUACCCAUCAUCGCCAUCACACUCGCGCCGGCUCUCAUGGACUCGACUCUAAGCCGCGUCUGAACGCGGACCAGCUCCUCGCGCUAGCACAGGAGUCCACCAGUCCGCGUACUCCUGCGCCCCUGAACUCGCCCAACCUAAUCGGCACCGUUCCCACCGUGGACACAGCCCCUGCAAACUUUAUGCCUCUGGCUGAUGAUGUCUACUUGCCGUUCGUCAACCGCGCUGAGGAGGUCUCCGCCCUGUUCUCGGGUCCCCCUUGCUCGAAGCUUCUCCAUCUGCUUUCCCAAACCUUCGCGGGAUCGCCCGCGGCUACGCCGGCGCACGGUAGGCCGGAAGAUGCCGUAUUCGACCUCGACCCAAAACGUUGGUCAGCUCCACAACUAGCCUACUGGCUCAAGCGGGUCGACCGAGACCGCGCGCCAGAUGACAUCUGGGUGUCACGCGCGCGUCGUUGCAUUCUCGAGCACAGCGAACUCAUCUGGCAGCGCAUCAAGGGCGCGCUGGGCGUACCGCCAGAGCUCGACUACGACGUCGACGAGGACGAGGCGCUGUCCUCCAGCGGUGACACAUCAGAUGCCAUUGCGACGCCUGAUACGAGCGUUGCCGGCCUUGUGGAUGAGGUUAUGACGGGUAGCAUGUCACCCGAAAUCCCGGUCAAGGUCUCUGCGCCGCCUGAAGUGGACGAGCAGCUCGAGCACGUGGACGACGACAUCGAAUGGUUGGAUCUCAGCCACGACAUCUCCAUCGAGCCCAUCAUCCGCGGCUCCUCAAACGCCCAGCUGCUCGACGCUCCGCCCACCCGCCCUGGCGCACACACCAUCCACGAGUCCGUCCAGGAAGAGGAUGAAGAGGAUGAAGAGUCGGCUCCUACGCCCGCGCCCGCAAGUCCCGAAAUUGUGCAAGGGAUCCGCAUCUCUACGGCACCCGCCACGCCAGGACUUUUCGGCUCAAAUUCCUACUCGCACUCGCCCGCGAUCAGCGCGCGCUCUCACACGUCGCCCAUGCGGUCAUUCACGCCUCUUCCUGACGCACACGAACUUGCAGGCUCGGUUGCGUCGCCCGCGUCAUACACCUGGGGUCGUGCGCGCAGUAACAGCGCCGGAAGCAAUCGCCACUACGCCUCGAGUAUCACGAGCUCGGAGGGCGUCUACGACGCUCUUGGCGAACGUGGGCCUGGAAAUCCGCUAUUCCCCAGUAGCUUCGCGCGUCUUACCAUCGGGCCGACGCUCAGUGCAAACAAUCCUGCGCUCAGGCGUCCAUCGUUGCCGCCGCCGCCGAUGUUUGGCAACCCUCAUCUUAUUCGUGGACGCCGAGGUCCACCUAGCUGGAUGUCCGGGUCGUAUGACCCUGCGAAGCACGAGUACGCGGUUACCGUCGGCAGCGAGUCGAGCAUGAGCGCCAUUGCCGUAUAG
This is a messenger RNA of Peniophora sp. CBMAI 1063, 1755 nucleotides long. NCBI's taxonomy places the organism in Eukaryota, Fungi, Basidiomycota, Agaricomycetes, Russulales, Peniophoraceae. The record is from the annotation of a GenBank genome assembly.